Pleurotus ostreatus (oyster mushroom) is the source of this 558-nucleotide messenger RNA. RefSeq lists its product as uncharacterized. The coding region runs from base 1 to 558 and encodes 185 amino acids. The transcript is spliced from 4 exons. NCBI's taxonomy places the organism in Eukaryota, Fungi, Basidiomycota, Agaricomycetes, Agaricales, Pleurotaceae. The record is from RefSeq and is a predicted model, not a curated record.
AUGGUAUCGUACGGCCUCUCCUAUUUCCUCGAAGACAUGACGGGCAAACUCACCGGCUCCGAGUUCGUCGACAUCUACGGACGCAUGAGGCUCACCCUCCGCCGAACAACACUCGACACCACCCGCGCCGCGUAUAUGAUCUUCAACACCACGUCGUCGCCCAGCUACUCCCUCCACGCGACGACGAAACCCCUAGCUGCUCUCGACUUCGGACCAAAUAACACGCUAGGCACGAUCAACUUUCCGCCGAACGUGUGCAUCCCUAUGCAGAAGUACCUGACCAAGACUUCCUCGGGAUCCUCCAAGUCGCGGCGCUUCCGAGCCUCGGAUGGGCAGGAGUACUGCUGGACCUAUCGGGGACAGAUGGAUCAAGAAUGGGCUUGCACGAACUCCAGCGGCCACGUUGUCGCGUAUUACAGCCUGAAGCCGCAUGGAGAACCCGAGUACGCUGGGUCCUCCGGCUGUUCGCUUACGGUAGAAGAAGCGUACCCUCAUCUCGCUCCCGAAUUCUUAGCCUCGCUGCUCAUCAUGCGGCACAUUGCCGCCCACAAUCUAUGA